Molecule: messenger RNA, 1295 nt
Organism: Danio rerio (zebrafish)
Lineage: Eukaryota; Metazoa; Chordata; Actinopteri; Cypriniformes; Danionidae
Source: RefSeq, a predicted model, not a curated record
CAUAUCACAAUACAUAAUCUGAUUCGCCAACUUGUUUGAAGAUCCAAAUUAGCCAGAAAUCAGCUAUCAAGAUUAAAACAUUCAAGAUCUGACAAAUCCUCUUAGAUUAGAGGAAGAACAGAGCUUUUAAUAUUCACAAAAAGCCUUCAUCAAAGUUUUGUUCUUGUUACAAUAAAACAUUGAAUCAGUGUCUGUUGAAUAGAUGAUAAAUCUACAAUUCAUUUAAAUAUAACCCAUCACGCUGACAUAGUGAACGGAGCUUCUGUCACUGCUGAAAUGAAAGGCAUUUGGACAGUGGACGGCUUAAAUUCCCAGUCUGACCCGGGGUCAGUUUAGUAAUGGAACAAGGCUGUGGGCUGAUGGGGUUCAGUGUUUUUCUGUCUCCAGGUCACUGUUCUGAGAUCAGAUGCAUUACGUGUCUUAUUGACAGGGUCAGAGAGAGGAGCGACGUCCUGCAGCCACUCGUUGUCUCAUUUCUGUUUCUUCUUGUCUUCUUUCUGUCUUCUGUUCAAUUGCACUGCUCCUGUGGAUCUGCAGAGAAGCGGACGGAUAAAUCCAUGGUCUCGGGAGCAAUCCGGCUGAAGAUCAGCGUGGAGAUGAAGGGAGAAGAGAAGGUGGCUCCACCUCACGGACAGUACACAUGUUUACAUGAGAAUCUCUUCCACUACCUGACGGAGGUGAAGAACAAUGGAGUGGUGAAGAUCCCGCAGGUGAAAGGAGAUGACGCCUGGAAGGUUUAUUUUGACGAUGUUUCGCAGGAGAUUGUGGAUGAGUUCGCCAUGCGCUUCGGUGUCGAGUCCAUCUAUCAGGCCAUGACACACUUCUCAUGCCUCUCGUCCAAGUACAUGUGUCCUGGCGUUCCCGCGGUGAUGAGUAACCUGCUUGCCAACAUCAACGCUUACUUCGCACACACAACAACUGCAACCACAAACAUCUCGGCCUCCGACCGAUUCGCAGCAUCCAACUUUGGGAGAGAGAAGUUCGUCAAGCUCUUGGAUCAGCUCCACAACUCUCUGAGGAUCGACCUCUCCAAGUACCGGGAUAACUUCCCUGCUGGAAAUCCAGAGAGACUUCAUGACUUAAAAUCAACCGUUGACCUGCUGACCAGCAUCACUUUCUUCAGGAUGAAGGUUCAGGAGCUUCAGAGUCCCCCCAGAGCCAGUAUGGUGGUUAAAGACUGCGUGAAGGCCUGUCUGGACUCCACAUACAAAUACAUCUUUGACAACUGCCAUGAGCUCUACAACCAGCUGCUGGACCAGGUAAGAGCUCACACACACUGACCAGCACACACACAC